CUGACGUUAAACAAGCAUUGUUAUCAAUUCAAUAAUAAUCUUUACAUUGCUCCAGUAAUGCCCUUGGCGGCACAGUGAUCGAACGCGUGUUUUUAUCCGUAAUUUUAAUCGAUUUAUUUAAAGCAAUUUUCUAUAAUAAUGCAAGAAUUUAAGCCUACAGAACAUCAGCAUGUUCGCUACAACCCCUUAAAAGAUGAAUGGGUGCUCGUCUCCCCUCAUCGUUGUCUCCGACCCUGGAGUGGACAGACUGAGGCGGCUCCUGAUGAUCAGCCACCUGAUCCAUUGAAUCCUUUACUACCAGGAGCCACACGGUCUAGUGGGCAGCGUAAUCCGAACUAUACGUCAACAUACGUGUUCCCCAAUGACUUCCCGGCGUUACUGGAGCGCGUGCCGGAUCCACCUCCGUCUGAACACCCACUCUUUAGGUCCUCAGCUGCUAAGGGAACCUGCAGAGUGAUGUGUUUCCAUCCCGACUCUACAAUGACCAUACCAUUGAUGACUGUCGACGAGAUUCUAGCGGUUGUUAACGAGUGGGUGAACCAGCUUAAAGAGUUGGGUCGCAAGUACACGUGGGUGCAAAUCUUUGAGAACAAGGGCGCUAUCAUGGGGUGCUCCAACCCGCACCCCCACUGUCAGAUAUGGGCGUCCAGCUACUUACCAAAUGAGCCUCGAGUGAAAGAGAGAUGCCAGAAGGAGUAUUUUAUCAAGUUCAAACGUCCAUUGCUGCUCGAUUAUUUGAAAGAAGAAAUGGUCAAGAAGGAACGUGUAGUAAUCCAGAACGCAGAAUGGGUAGCGCUAGUCCCAUACUGGGCGGUAUGGCCGUAUGAGACCAUGCUUCUACCAAUAAAUGGAAAGCCGCAGCGAAUGACAGACCUCACUGACGAACAGAAACGAUCGCUAGCGGAGAUCAUGAAGCAGCUGAAUAUUAGAUAUGAUAAUCUGUUUAAAUGCAGCUUCCCUUAUAGUAUGGGAUUUCAUGGCGCUCCAACAGGUCCAUCGGCUGCCCCAGGCGACUCCCCCCACUGGCUUCUGCACGCCAUCUACCUACCGCCUCUACUUAGAUCGGCAACUGUCAAAAAGUUUAUGGUCGGAUAUGAAAUGUUAGCGCAGUCUCAACGAGAUUUAACGCCUGAACAGGCCGCUCAGAAACUGAGGGAGUGUGAUGAUGUACAUUAUAAAGCAAAGAAAUAGAUGUUGUUUAUCUCUAGCGCGUUUCGCGGCGCCCUACUGUAAUCUAGGACACUAGUCACGCGCCUAGCUUGCCUUAAGGAUUACGGCUAUGCUGAAAGUUGUAUGUUUAGAAUAAAUAAUUUUUUGUGAAAUAGUGAAUACAUUUUAUAUUUUUAUAUAGGUAUCUUAUUAUUGAAAGUAUAGAAGUUCAGAUUUAAAUCAAUGAAAGUCAAAAUAGUAGGUAUUUUAUGUUGAACAAACACGUUACUUUUUUUAGUUGUAAAAUAUUUUUAAGUCAGUUAAUAAAAUGUUCUGUUAAAAUG
Spodoptera frugiperda (fall armyworm) is the source of this 1493-nucleotide messenger RNA. RefSeq names its product probable galactose-1-phosphate uridylyltransferase (gene Galt). Lineage: Eukaryota; Metazoa; Arthropoda; Insecta; Lepidoptera; Noctuidae. The transcript is spliced from 8 exons. The coding region runs from base 139 to 1191 and encodes 350 amino acids. Gene Ontology annotation, cellular component: cytoplasm. Gene Ontology annotation, biological process: beta-D-galactose catabolic process via UDP-galactose, Leloir pathway. The record is from RefSeq and is a predicted model, not a curated record. Gene Ontology annotation, molecular function: zinc ion binding; UDP-glucose:hexose-1-phosphate uridylyltransferase activity.